Molecule: messenger RNA, 390 nt
Organism: Necator americanus (New World hookworm)
Lineage: Eukaryota; Metazoa; Nematoda; Chromadorea; Rhabditida; Ancylostomatidae
Exons: 5
Coding region: 1-390 (129 amino acids)
Source: RefSeq, a predicted model, not a curated record
AUGAUGUCCGGGCUCUCGCGAGUGCUCACUCGAAUUUCGCGCAGACAUGUUACAACAAAACCUCAUGAUCCACACGCUAUAUGGAGAGAAAUAAAUCGACUUGGAAGUGAAGGAAAAUGGGACAACAUCAACAAUAUGCCGAAAGCAUUUUUGUUUGGCAAAGCCAAGAAAGAGGCGUAUGCUGCUUACAACGCUAUAAACCACAAGACCGACAUUUGGUCAUCUUCUCCCUAUGGGCAAUUCGCAAAAGGCAUUUUUAGGCUUGCUGUAGCCAUAUUUACCAUUCAGGCAGCAGUAUGGGUGUAUGAGUUGGUUAUUCCGGAAGAACACCGACUUCACUAUAAAUAUCGCGCGAAACAUGAACAUGGUGAUGACCAUGGACACCACUAG